This is a messenger RNA of Rhodotorula graminis WP1, 2317 nucleotides long. RefSeq lists its product as uncharacterized. Bases 27 to 2279 code for a protein of 750 amino acids. Gene Ontology annotation, biological process: protein phosphorylation. The record is from RefSeq and is a predicted model, not a curated record. Gene Ontology annotation, molecular function: protein kinase activity; ATP binding. The transcript is spliced from 8 exons. NCBI's taxonomy places the organism in Eukaryota, Fungi, Basidiomycota, Microbotryomycetes, Sporidiobolales, Sporidiobolaceae.
AGCGGCCUACCCCCACUUCGGGCGAGAUGAGCGGCACCGACGACGAGGGCGAGGUCGACGGCGACGAGGACGACGACGAGGGCGACGAGACGCCGCCCGCCGAGGCCGUGGGCACGAUUGGCCCGCCGCCGAGCGUCUGCCCGCUGUGCCUGCAGGACCUGCCGCGCGGGCCCGGGUCGCCCAGCUCGCGAGCGCACCGCCGGCCUCGCGCGACGCUCCGAGGGUGGCUCCUCCCGCUACCCGCAGGCGAGCACGACGGCGAGGCGACCGAGUCGGAGGGGCACGGGCGGUGGAGCGACUCGGAGGUGGACCUCGACCUGGACGACAGGCGGCGCACGGUCGCGCGCGGCGGGUACGGCAGCAGGACGGUCGACGGCCAGUCGUACUUUGACCUCCUGAGCGAGGUCAACUCGCGCGCGACGACGCCGUCGUCGACUGGGGCCCGGGCCCGCGCCUUGCCGACGCCGACGGGCGCGCACGAGACGGUCGCCGGCGCAGCAGGUCCGGCGGCGGCGGGGCGAGACGGGCGGCUCGACGAGGGUCAGAUGAACGAGGGCUACUUUGCGCGGUUCUUCGAAGAGCUGCAGCUACUCGGCAAAGGCGGGCAAGGGAGCGUCUACCUCGUGCGACACGUGCUCAAUGGCGAGGCGCUCGGUCUGUACGCCUGCAAAAAGAUACCCGUCGGCGACUCGACCCCGUCGCUCCUGUCGAUCCUGCGCGAGGUGCACCUCCUCGAGUCGGCCACGCACGCCAACAUCACGCGGUACCACCACGCCUGGCUCGAGACGUCGCCGUCCCGCAGCGCCUUUGCGCCGCCCGUCCCGACCCUGCACAUCCUCAUGGAGUUUGCCAACGGCGGGAGCCUGCAGGGCUUUGUCGACGCGAGGAAGGGCACGUCGACGCCGACGGGCGAGGAAGGCGGGCGAGAGAGGGCGAGGCGCGCGAGGCGGGAGGGCAGGGAGCGAGCGGUGCACCUCUUGCGCGUCGAGGACAUCAUGACGCUGUUCCAGGACAUCGUCGAGGGCCUGUCGUUCCUCCAUGGGCGCAACAUCCUGCACCUCGACCUCAAGGCGGAGAACGUCCUCCUGCACUGGGACGACGAUGCGCUCCUCCCGACUUGCAAGCUGAGCGACUUUGGCAACGCGACGUCCGACUCGUACCAUGCCGAGCGCCGAGGCGGUUCGGGCACCCUCCUCUACACGCCGCCCGAGGCGUUCUUUCUCUCGCCGCACACGGGCCAACUACCUCCUCCCGACCGCGCCACCGACAUGUGGGCGCUCGGGCUCGUCCUCUACCUCCUGUGCUACUUUGCGCUCCCGUACGCGAGCGCCGAGGGCGACGACACGGGCGAGAUGGAGGACGAGGUCAAGCGUUACGGCGGCUUCCAUCCUUUUGCGCCACUUCCACCUGCCGCCUCGGCACGACACGACCUUCCUCCCUCCCUCCUCGCCCUCCUCCAGGCGCUCAUCCACCGCUCCCCGACUCGUCGCCCCUUGUGCGAGCGUGUGCUGCGCGCCAUCGACGGCGUCCGGAUCGAGCUCAAGCGCGGAUGGCGCUCGGCAGGGCGAGACGGCGAGGGCGAGGAGGUGGUCCUAGCGGCGCCGAGAGGGAGAUGGGCCGCGAAGCAGUCGUUCGUGAGCGAGCGGCCGCCGCUGUGGAGGCCGCAGCGAGGGAGGAGCGUGAGCCGGCUCGAGAGCGCGCGGCUCGGCGACAGGGCGGUCGAGGUCGAGGUCGAGGAGCCCGAGUCGAGGGACGACAGCGAGUGGAGGGUCAGCCCGCCUCUGCAACGUCGACCGGCCUCGAGCCGCACAUCUUCCACCCCCUCGCUCCUCUCCCGGUCCCGGUCCUCCUCCCUACCGCCACUUCCCCCACCUUCACGCCCUCCUCUACCUCUUCCACCGCCCUCGAUCACCCCGCCGAGUCGACCGUCGACACCGCCGACGAAGCAAGAUGCCGCGCAGCGGCCCGAGCGGCCAGCUGUCGUCGGGUCGGAACGGCAAAGGGUCGCCCGCAGCGCAGAAACGGGCAUUGCGACGGCCGUCGCGCUCUCUGCGGCCAUGCUAAAGCUCUUCUUCCUCGCCCGACUCGCCUCGUCCUCGCCCGCCCCGCCGACUUGCGCGCCACCACACGUUGGCCCGACCGCCUGUACCACUUCCGUCGUCCCGCUCUCGGUCGUCGCCCUCCUCGUCCUCGAAACGGCGCUCGACUUUGCGCUCGCCGACCCGAGCUGGACGGCCGCCAUCGCCCUCGUGCACGUCGUCGCGUUGCGGUGGCUGUAGCAGAGCCUUCCGCUCGAGUAAUGUCCUCUUUACCUCUC